AUGUUUGGUGAUUCAUCCACUGCCACUUUCAGAUGUCCAAAGUCAAGGAUUGAGAAACAGUCUUUUGGCCAGCCUGCUGCUGCAGAAUCACCUUUGUUACUCCACUCGUGCUUUGAGAAUCUUUACUGGCCUUUGCAAAUUAUCAUCAACGCAGAAAAGAUGGGGACAUAUUUCAUUUUGUUGGGUCUGCUCUCUAUCUGCAGAUUCUCCAUCAGUCAAGAAUGUAGACGGGAGCUCUUGGAGAACAUGGAUUUUCCGGGAACAGACAUAAAAUUUGUCUACUCUCCUGAUGCUGAGCACUGUCAGCAACUUUGCACCGAGCACCCCUCCUGCCUCUUCUUCACUUUUGUUCGGCCUGACUGGACCAGAGAUAACAGGCAUUUUUACUGUUACCUCAAGUCCACUCCUUCUGGACAACCCAAUGUCCAGACUCCCCUUCUGGGUGUCACCUCCGGCUAUUCGCUGAAACCCUGCCAACCAGAAUCAGAGCCUUGUCUUUCUAAUGUGUACCAGAAUGUGGAUUUCCUUGGGGCAGACUACCAAACCUUGUUCACGGCAAAUUAUGACGAGUGUCAGAGAGUCUGCACGCAGGACCCUGCCUGUCAGUUCUUUACUUUUGUGAAUGGGGUCUUCACACCAGAGAAGAUCAGGUACAAGUGUCACCUUAAAUUCAGCUGGGCACUACCAAGGACUCCAAUUGUGGAAGCAAAGAAUGGUGUCAUAUCUGGAUUCUCCCACAAAGCACAAUUUUCUCAACGCUUUAACACAGUGUGUCAGGACAAACUCUUUCCAAGCACUAACAUCCCAGGAUCUGACAUGCAGGCACUGCCUGCUGCUUCUCCGGAACACUGUCAGGCAUUGUGCUCUGCUCAUCCACAAUGUACCUACUUCACCUUUGACAGUAAAGACUUAAAUUGUUACCUAAAGAGCAAUCCAAAUGAAAUGGUGAUGAAAGCUAGGGAGGGAUUCACAUCUGGGAUGCCAGCACGCGUCUGUCAGCUGAGUAGUGACUGGAUUAAGGUGGCUCAUGAAGGAGUAGAUUUCAGAGGUUCUGACAUUCGCUAUGAGAUGAUGGAUGAUGCAGAGACAUGUCAGAGGACCUGUACUGAGGAUGCCAGCUGCCAGUUCUACACAUACGUCACUGAAAACUUUUAUGACUCUGAUUACUGGCGUCGCUGUUACCUCAAGCGUGUCAUCACCAUGCCUGCUCCUCCCAAAGUUACCAAACUGGCCAAUGUCGUGUCUGGCUUCACCUUGAAGAACUGUGUGUAGAGUGCCCUACACACACACACACACACCGGGAUGUUCAAAUAAAGUUUUUAAAAAAAUCAGAAAGCAAAUGUUCCAACAAAAAAUUCAACAGUAAAACUGUGUGAAGAAGUCUAUUUACAUGACAGAUGUCAUCACUGAUCUCCUCACUCUGUACUUCAUUCAGCACCACGUCCAACUUUUUCAUGUCUCUGCUGAUGACAUAUUUGAGUCUGCAACAUAUUUAUGAGUGCCUUCACUGGUCUUAUGGUUACUUGUUAAAUAUAUAUUAUGAGAGCAGCAUACAAAAACAGUGUGUUUUUCUUUUCAUUCUUCUACUUUUAUAGAAGUUUGCAUUAAUUCAAGUGUUGCAUUACCAUAGUCUGUUGGACUGUCCUUUGCAUAAGAUGGAAAUGUUCCUAUAUGUGGAAAUCAUCAAAGGUAACUGAAAGCUUAACCCACUAAUUUGUCACUAACUAUGUGUGAAAGAGGCUCAUGACUGGAGCAAAACAUUUUAAAGCGACUGGGAUCCUGUGAAAAUGAAAAAGUCUUUAAAGUGCCUUUGAGUGGACACAUGCACAUACACUUUGCUAUUGAGCAGGGCCUGCAGAAGCAUAUUUACACCAGUAGAUGUCAGAAACAGACAACUUUUUUUUAAGUUGAAGUCGAAGGUUUCAAGUAUUAACUUGAUGUUAGGUGAAUUAAACAUGAUGCUGCCACAUUGCACAUCCUAUUUUUACACAAGCUUAUUGUUUCAGAUA
Messenger RNA from Scatophagus argus, 2009 nucleotides. Its product is annotated as coagulation factor XI-like. Gene Ontology annotation, cellular component: extracellular region. The record is from RefSeq and is a predicted model, not a curated record. Gene Ontology annotation, biological process: proteolysis. The transcript is spliced from 10 exons. Gene Ontology annotation, molecular function: protein binding. Lineage: Eukaryota; Metazoa; Chordata; Actinopteri; Scatophagidae. Bases 1 to 1272 code for a protein of 423 amino acids.